AUUAAUUUCAGGAGACAUGGAUGAAGGGGAUUCAGGCUUUAUCAAAUUUAAGCAGACUUCAGAUGACGUUGUCUCACUUGCACCUUCAACAGCAGACACCAUUUUUCUGGAAGAUGCAUAUUCUGUAUCCCUCCGAAGUGAAAUAGAAACAGAUGCUCACGAGUUUGAGGCAGAGUCUUGGAGCGUUGCAGUGGAACAGUCUUAUGCAAAAAGGCAAAGGCCAGAUGUUAAGAACAGGCAAGAUGUCAUUUAUGAACUAAUGCAGACUGAAAUGCACCAUGUUAGGACACUGAAAAUAAUGCUGAAGGUAUACUCCAAAGCCAUGAGAGAGGAACUGCAGUUCCCAAAUGCAGUCAUCAACAAGCUCUUCCCCUGUGUGGAUGAGCUGCUGGAGAUGCAUGGGCAAUUUCUGCUCCAGUUAAAGGAGAGACGGAAGGAAUCCUUGGAAGAAGGCAGUGACCGAAAUUAUCUAAUCCAGAACAUUGGAGACCUCUUGGUAAAACAGUUUUCAGGUGAAAAUGGGGAGAGAAUGAAGGAAAAAUACGGUGUGUUCUGUUGUGGACACAAUGAAGCUGUUAGUCACUAUAAAGACCUGCUCCAAAGCAAUAAGAAGUUCCAAACCUUAAUAAAGAAAAUUGGGAACUCUUCCAUCGUGAGGAGACUUGGUGUUCAGGAGUGUAUCCUUCUGGUAACCCAGCGCAUCACCAAAUACCCAGUCUUGGUGGAACGCAUUAUUCAGAAUACAGAAGCUGGAACUAGAGAUUACGAAGAGCUGACCCAGGCCCUUAGUUUAAUUAAGGACACAAUCACUCAUGUAGAUGCCACAGUAAAUGAGUGUGAGAAGGGGCAACGCCUUAAAGAGAUUAUGCAUAAAAUGGAGCUAAAAUCAUCAGGGAAAUGCAAGAAUGGGCUUUUCUUCCGGAAGGAUGACAUGGGACAGAGGCGGCUUCUGCUGGAUGGGAUGCUGUACUGGAAAGCUGCAUCAGGGAGACUCAAAGAUAUUCUGGCAGUCCUGUUAACUGAUGUACUAUUGCUCUUACAAGAAAAGGACCAAAAAUACACAUUUGCAUCAGUGGACUCUAAACCGCCAGUUAUCUCGUUGCAAAAGCUAAUUGUAAGAGAGGUAGCAAAUGAGGAAAAGGCCAUGUUCUUAAUUAGUGCUUCCUUAAAAGGACCAGAAAUGUAUGAAAUUCACACCAGCUCGAAAGAGGAGAGGAAUUCCUGGAUGGCACACAUCCGCAGAGCUGUGGAAAGCUGUCCUGACGAAGAAGGAGGAACAUUUAAUGAACCUGAAGCAGAGAGGAGGGUGGCUGAAGCAAGAGCUGCUAAGUUAAAAGAUUUUCAAGAGCGUUUGAACAUGAAAGAUGACCUGAUUGUGCAAAGUCUAACUGAGAAGCAACAGAUUUAUCUAGAAAUGUCUGAAAUGAUGGGCUUUGAAGACCAUUCCCAAGCAUCCCGAUCUAGGCUACUGUUUCGGGGGGAUAUCCCAGAAAAUCUGCAAGGAGAGGCGAUUUUGAAGUCAGCAGUGACAGAAGCUGAAGAUCUCCAGAACCUUAUCUUCAGUCACUUAGGCAAUGGAUCCUGUCAGCCUGAGGAUGGCUCUGGGCCAGGGCUCCCCAGGAGAGCAGAGACCUUUGGAGGAUAUGACAGUAGUCCCUCAAUCUCAACUAAAAGUGGUAAUUUUAGGAAGAACAGUGGUGGUGACCAGAGGCAGUGGGACUGGAGAGGCUCUGCAGUGAGCUCAGACGCGCAACUCCAUGACCUCCCUUCUGAUGCAGAAGAAGCAUCUCAAGCUGGUGAUGUAACAAGGCUGGAUGACAGCAGUGGCUUUCAGCCCACCAUAGAGUCUCAGCUUGUCCAAAGGAUACAAACACUGUUACAGCUGCUCUUCAGUCUUCAGGCAGUGAUAUCUCAGCAGGACAGCUACCUCGAGAUGCAACGAGCCGCCAUGGCAGACCGGGAGAAGCAGUAUCGGCUGCAGUCCACGCGAGGCAACCUGCUGCUGGAGCAGGAGAAACAGCGGAACUUUGAGAAGCAGAGGGAAGAGCUGAUGAAUGUGCAGAAGCUUCAGAGCCAGCUGAAGCUGGAGCAGCAGCGCCUGGAGCGGGAGAGGAGUCGACAGCAGAGGGAGUUUGAAAGCAAAGAAGCUCAGCUGCAGGAAAGCGAAGAGGGGACUCGGCAGCUGAGGGAGAAGGUGAAUCAGGAGAGGGAAGAGCUCGAGAGGCUGCGUGAGGCCUAUCAGCAUGACCUGGAGAGACUGCGGGAGGCUCAGAGGGCAGUUGAGAAGGAGAAGGAGCGUCUAGAUCAGCAAAGGAAGCUGAAGAAGCAGAACACGGUGUCAGGCACAUUCUCCCCAGAAAUGGGACAGAACCAGCUGCUAAGUCAUUCUGUUAGCUUCAAUGGAGAAGGGGUGGAACCCCCCGCACCCGCCUUCAAAACCUCUGUGCGAGUGAGUGUCUCCGGGUUGGAUUACCUGGAGCGGCCGGACUUGGUUCGCAGGGACAGCACCACCCUGGAGAAUCGCCCUGUUCUUGCACUGAAGAAUGAAGUGCCAAUCCAUCUCCUGAGUGCAACGAACCAGAUACAGAAACCAGCUGCAGUCCAGCAGCAGAUUCCUACCAAGCUGGCCACUUUUACAAAGGGAAGCAAAGAGAAAGGUGGGAAGAACAAAGCAUCUCAUAGGACAGACAGUUCAGCAUCCAUUGAUCAGAAGCAGCUGCUCCCCCCCAGGCUCAUUGGGCGAGAUGAGGGUGUCCUGAGAGGCAGACGGUCAGCAAGUCCGGUCCUCCUGAGCAGCCAGACCACUGCAUUCCAGCCAGAAUUGUACGGCCCUACAGAUGCUCAGCCAGAAGCACCUUCCUCUGCCUCAGCGAACCUGUUCAAGCCCAAUAACGUUCCUGUUCAGACCCUGGUCACCUCUCAGCCGAGUCUGUUAAACGUGCAAGAUGAUACCAGCAAAGAAGAUGUAAUUUUCUUCUAAUUGUUUCCAUUUAAAGAUUGAUCUUCUGACAUAACUGUUUCAAGAACUCAGGCCCCAGCGUGCACCGUGACAGAGACCUGACAUGGAUGUCUUUUCAUCCCUACCCCGUUACUACUAGCAAGGACCAGACCAGGAUGACUGUUCUACUUCGUUGGCUUCUCUGCCAGCAGCUCA
Messenger RNA from Nestor notabilis (Kea), 3154 nucleotides. RefSeq names its product Rho/Rac guanine nucleotide exchange factor (GEF) 18 (gene ARHGEF18). Gene Ontology annotation, biological process: small GTPase-mediated signal transduction. Gene Ontology annotation, molecular function: guanyl-nucleotide exchange factor activity. The transcript has 18 exons. The record is from RefSeq and is a predicted model, not a curated record. NCBI's taxonomy places the organism in Eukaryota, Metazoa, Chordata, Aves, Psittaciformes, Psittacidae. The annotation marks the transcript as partial.